UUGUGUGCACUGGCUCUUUAAGAGAAUCAGGAAGUGAGUGUCCUGGCCAUGUUGCGCAGAGAUGAUGAUGUAAUGUGAUUCAGACCACGGAGACGGCAUGUUGUUCUGUUCUGUAGCUGUGUUAGAGUUCAUAAAGGCAUUCCCUUUUCACACCUGCCAUAUAAAAACGGGUCCAACUCAUCCUGAUGUCUGCGACUUCUUGUGUGGGGGUGUUUAACUAACUGGAAAGUGAAAAGGUUUCAUGAAGCCAGUACAGUGAAAAGGGACACCUUUCGAUGAACUGCUGAACCCCAGGCUGCACUGUCAUACGCUGUUUUCAGACCAGCACGACAGACGUUGUUAAGUCAGCGUAAAGGCAUAGUGAGUACAUCAACACGAACAAUGGAGAACGCUGAAUCUAUGGUUUCCCGGGCAAGCAGACCGUCCGGAAGCAGAUCGUCUGCCGCAAGUCUAACGUUAGCAGCUGCCACAGCACGUGCAAAAGCAGAAGCUGCCCAGGCCAGAGCUGCAUUUGCAAAGAAAGAAAUAGAAAUUAAACCAGAAAAAGCUAGAUUGGAAGCAACACUCCAUGCACUGGAGAAGGAAGGUGAAGCACAAGCUGCCGCCGCCGAAGCAACAGUGAUGGAGGACGCUGCUGCAAGAUUGGAAACGACAGUGGAACAUGUUAUUCAUCUGCCCUCAAUCCAAAGCGCCCAUGAGCGGACAGCUGAAUACAUAAGAAAACACAAUGAGCCCAGCAUUGAGCCCAGUGAUAAAGAGCCACGUGAAAUAAACACAAAGGACAUUAAACUAGAUGAAGGGAUGAACAAAGUAAAAAAUUAAGGAAUCAGAUAGGCAACAGGAAUCUGUACCCACAGUCUCAAAAGACUAUCAGCCCCAAAGACCCCCAGAAAACAGUGCCCAUAAUAUUCCUAUGUAUACAACGCCCUCUACUGUCCGCAACCAGUAUUAUUCACCUGCUCAAUAUCAUUCUAAUGACACUAAUGAACUUGCUAAAUAUCUAGUAAGGAGCCAGUUGUUAACGUCUGAGCUCACAAAGUUUGAUGACAAACCAGAAAAUUAUUUAGCUUGGAAAUCAUCAUUCAUUAACGCUACCGAGAGUCUUGAUCUUAAAGCUGGGGAAGAAAUUGACCUCCUGAUUAAAUCACUGGGCCCAGAGUCAGUUAAACAUGCACGUCGUAUCAGAGCAGUGAAUAUAAAUAAAUCACCAGCUGCAUUACAACUAAUCUGGGACAGGCUAGAAGAGACCUAUGGUUCGCCAGAGGCCAUAGAGGGCGCUCUUUUUGCAAAACUUGACCAGUUCCCCAAAAUAGGGCCAAAAGAUCACCUAAAACUAAGAGAGCUAAGCGAUUUACUGUUGGAAAUCAAUUCAGCAAUGCAAGAAGGAUAUUUACAGGGACUGUCCUAUCUUGACACGGCAAGAGGCAUUGCUCCAAUCGUGGAAAAAUUGCCGUAUGGACUACAAGACAGAUGGAUGAUGGAAGGCUCACGCUACAAACAGGAAUAUAAAGUAAUGUUUCCUCCUUUUACCUUCUUUCUGCAGUUUAUUCAGACACAAGCAAAGGCACGCAACGACCCAAGCUUCCAUAUCCAGCCAUCAUUCAUCAGCGGAGUAAAAAAGGACAGAUUUGGAGAAAAUUACAGUAACAACCGCAGAACAGUUUCAGUGCAUAAAACAAGCGUAACAGCCACACCCACUAAUGAACCAGACAAAUGGUGUCCUGUACAUAACAAACCUCAUGCACUACAACAUUGUAGAGGUUUUAAGGAAAAACCUCUACAAGUAAGGAAGAGACUGUUAAAGCAACAUAAUAUAUGUUACAAGUGCUGUGCAUCUACCAGACAUGUGGCUCGUAACUGUGAAGCAGCAGUUAAAUGUUCUGAAUGUGACUCUGACAAGCACCCUUCUGCCUUGCAUCCAGACUCACCUUCCCUUCCUCUCAGGUCUUCCUUACCUCCAGCAUAUCACGGCGGGGAGCAAGAAGAUGGGCAGGAGGAAACAGUCGUUGCAAGUUGCACUGAGGACAAGGACGUGCUGUCAUUCCUGGAGGAGGCCACACUGAUGGACCCCAGAAGGUUUAGAUACAGACUGGAGGAGGAUGUCGUCAAACAUAUCUGUGUGUCCAAGCUAGUUCCACGCCAAGUGAACGUGUUUUUUCCACCGUUGGCGACACGAUUAGCGAAGAGCGGGUCAGACUUGACCCUGAAAAAGCAGGCAUGCUAAUUUUUUGGAAGAAGAAUUGUUGUUUGAUGACUGUAGUGUUCUUAGUGUCAUAUUGUGUGUAGUUAGUAUGUUCCAAUAGCAGCAGAAGUGCACUUUUUGGAGAGCUGUAUUAUUUUCAGUUUUGUGCCCAAGGGACUGAUUUUAUUUAACACUAUACACCUAUAGUGAUCACAGAGACAGGUUGUUUUUGUGUUACUGUAUAUAUUUGUUUUUCUGAAAAAUCCCACUUAAACAGUCAAUAUUCUUUAUUUGUUUAUUUUUAGGAGGGUAACAGUCAAUAUUUAUUUAUUUAUUUUAUUUUAUUUUUUCUUAUAAAAUAAAAGUGAGCUUUUGUUAAACCAAGUAUUGUGUGUUUUUUUCCAUAUACAACAACCUAUCUGGAUUCGAUAAGAGAAUCGAUAAGGAA
Molecule: messenger RNA, 2630 nt
Organism: Entelurus aequoreus (snake pipefish)
Lineage: Eukaryota; Metazoa; Chordata; Actinopteri; Syngnathiformes; Syngnathidae
Exons: 3
Coding region: 914-2224 (436 amino acids)
Source: RefSeq, a predicted model, not a curated record